CGGACUGUCAGCGUUGACCGACAGGCGCACAUAUACACACUCGGCCACGCGCGCGCCGCCGGGUCCCACUCGCGCAGCGCGGUUCUGCGCGGGCCGCAUUGUCCGUUCGCUCACCUCGUCCCGCCCCGAGGCUCCUCACCGCGCGCCCCGGGCUCGGGCGCCGACCGCCGCUCCCCGGAUCCCAACGCAGUAAGGGGGCGCGCCCGGGAGGCGCGGCGGGCCUCGGACGCCCCCGGCUGUGCACCGAGCAGCGGCGGCAGCAGGUAACAGCCGGCCGUGGGCCUCUGGCGGGCGGACGCGCGGGGCGAGGGCGGUAGGCCAGCCUCGGCCGCCUCCUCGCGCGGCCCGGGCCCGGCCUGACCCCGGGGUCAUCAUCGGACCGCGCCGGCCAGUGCCGAGCUGCCCAGGCCUGGUUCUUCCUCUCCAGGCCAAGCUGGGCCAGGCUCCAGCCCCGCCCGGCGCACGCCCCUGGGCCGGUCGGGAAGGGCCAGCGCUGUGCCAAGGCUGCUCUGACUCAUCUCCGCCGCCCGGCCCCCGCCCCCGAGACUGGCCGCCCCACUGGUCAGUCCGGAGGGCGGACGUCUUCCAGGCGGGACUCCCCCGGGCGGCACCUCCCCGGGAGGAGGCUGCCCCAAACCGGCCCAGGGCAGUGCCUGCGUUUUCUUGCUAGUCAGGCAGUUUCCAGGGACCAGCAGUUCUCUGCUUCUGCCGCCGCCUGUCAGAACUCUGGGAAUAGGAGGAAGGCCCAUUUUGCUUAGUUCUUAAAAAAAAAAAAAAAAAAAAAAAAAAAAACCAAACAAAAAGGGGGCGGGAGUGUGACUUAGAGCAGAGAGGCAGGGCAGGCGCGCGCUUGGUUAAAAAAAACCCGAAAAACAAACCUCCGCAGGGUCAGCCAGUAGGGAAGGAAGGGAGAAGGGAGUUAGCACCUGGAGCGUUUUACAGGUCCCACGAGUGUGAAAACGUCCCGCGGAGGAUGCCCAAGAUCUAGGUUAAGCCUGAAGACUGGAUGGAUACUGCGGAGGCACUGAUGUUACAGCCCAAUGAUGGCUAAUAGGAUACGCAUACAGAAGAAAGCUCUGGAGUCAGUUUGAUUGGGGCCCUGAAUCAGUAAAUACAGCUGCCAGGAAAGGAACACUCUCUUCAGGGGAAGGGACACCCUUCCACCUCAUCAUGUCUCGACGAAGCCAGCGCCUGACGCGCUUCUCCCAGGGUGAUGACGACGGCGGCAGCAGCAGCAGUGGAGGGAGCUCGGUGAUGGGGAGUCAGAGCACCCUGUUUAAAGACAGCCCUCUCAGGACCUUGAAGAGGAAGUCCAGCAACGUGAAGCGUCUGUCCCCAGUGCCGCAGCUGGGCCCCUCCUCCGACGCGCACACCUACUACAGCGAGUCUGUGGUCAGGGAGUCCUACAUCGGCAGCCCCCGGGCCGCCUCCCUCGCCGCCUCCCUCACCAGGGGCUCCAUCCUCGACGACCAGCUGCGUGGCGACCCCUACUGGAGCGAGGACCUGCGGGUGAGGAGGAGGAGGGGCACCGGGGGCAGCGAGAGCAGCAAGAUCAAUGGGCUGGCGGAGGGCAAGGCCUCCGAGGACUUCCUCGGCUCCUCCUCGGGCUACUCUUCCGAGGAUGACUACGUAGGUUACUCCCAGACAGACCAGCGGGGUUCAGGUUCACGACUAAGGAAUGCUGUCUCUCGGGUGGGCUCUUUGUUCUGGAUGGUGGUCACUUCUCCAGGCCGGCUCUUCGGACUCCUGUACUGGUGGAUCGGCACCACCUGGUACCGCCUGACCACAGCUGCCUCCCUCCUCGACGUCUUCGUCUUAACCAGGCGCAUCUCAUCCCCCAAGACGUUCCUGUGGUUCCUUUUGCUGCUGCUGCUUCUGACCGGCCUGACCUACGGAGCGUGGUAUUUCUACCCCUAUGGACUGCAGAUGUUCCACCCUGCCGUGGUUUCCUGGUGGGCCUCGAAGGGCAGCGGCGGGCAGCAUGAGGUGUGGGCGUCCAGAGACUCGUCCCCACAUUUCCAGGCUGAGCAGCGCAUUCUGUCCCGGGUACACUCUCUGGAGCGGCGCCUGGAAGCUCUUGCUGCCGAGUUUUCCUCCAACUGGCAGAAGGAGGCCCUGCGGCUGGAACGUUUGGAGCUGCGGCAAGGAGCUGGGGGGCAGGGAGGUAGCGGUGGCCUGAGCCAGGAGGACACGCUGGCGCUCCUGGAGGGGCUGGUGAGCCGCCGCGAGGCCGCACUGAAGGAGGACUUCCGCAGGGACACCGCUGCUCAGAUCCAGGAAGAACUAGGCACCCUGAGGACAGAGCAUCAACAGGACUCAGAAGACCUCUUCAGGAAGAUUGUCCAGGCCUCCCAGGAGUCUGAGGCUCGACUCCAGCAGCUGAGGUCUGAGUGGCAAAGGAUGACCCAGGAGUCCUUCCAGGAGAACUCCAUGAAGGAGCUGGGGCGGCUGGAGGGCCAGCUGGCUGCCCUGCGGCAGGAGCUGGCGGCCCUGACGCUGAAGCAGAGCUCGGUGGAGGACCAAGUCGGCCUGCUGCCCCAGCAGCUCCAGGCCGUGAGGGACGAUGUGGAGUCUCAGUUCCCUGCCUGGGUCAGUCAGUUCCUCCUUCGAGGUGGGGGAACCCGCACUGGGCUCCUUCAGCGAGAGGAGAUGCAAGCUCAGCUGCAGGAGCUGGAGAGCAAGAUCCUCGCCCACGUGGCUGAGAUGCAGGGCAAGUCGGCGAGGGAGGCUGUGGCCAGCCUGGGGCUGACGCUGCAGAAGGAAGGCGUGAUUGGGGUGACAGAGGAGCAGGUGCACCGCAUUGUAAAGCAGGCUCUGAAGCGCUACAGCGAGGACCGCAUCGGGAUGGUGGACUACGCUCUGGAGUCUGGAGGGGCCAGUGUUAUCAGUACCCGAUGUUCUGAGACCUACGAGACCAAGACGGCCCUCCUCAGCCUCUUUGGCAUCCCCCUGUGGUACCACUCCCAGUCUCCCCGAGUCAUUCUCCAGCCAGAUGUGCACCCAGGCAACUGCUGGGCCUUCCAGGGGCCCCAGGGCUUUGCUGUGGUUCGCCUUUCUGCCCGUAUCCGCCCCACUGCUGUCACCUUAGAGCAUGUGCCUAAAUCCUUGUCACCCAACAGCACCAUCUCCAGUGCCCCCAAGGACUUUGCCAUCUUUGGGUUUCAGGAAGACCUGCAGCAGGAGGGGACACUCCUCGGCCAGUUCACCUAUGACCAGGAUGGGGAGCCCAUUCAGACGUUUUAUUUUCAGAACCCCAAAAUGGCCACGUACCAGGUGGUGGAGCUGCGGAUCCUGACUAACUGGGGCCACCCCGAGUACACCUGCAUCUACCGCUUCAGGGUGCACGGGGAACCUGCCCACUAGGCCUCCUCGGUGCUGCCUCCAGGCAGCGGGGGGGCCAGCUCCUCUGGCCUGUGCCCCCUUCUCUGGGGGUAGGUGAGCAGCACCUCUGCCACUUUCCCCACACGCUUGACACGCGCUGACUUCCAGGAGCAAGAAAGAGCCCCAGGCCCAGCGGAGAUGAGAAAGAACAUGCAGGCUUUCCUGAGCGGCGGGCGGCGGGCUCCAGCGGCUCCUUUCAGUCUUUGCUCUGUGCCUGCCAGGACCGGGCGUCUACUCCUCCCUCCUGGAGGGUGUAUAUAUGUAGCAUGUUGUGGGGAAUUGAAGCAGGGAGAGAAGGGUGAGUGCGUGUGUUCCAGCAAAGGCGGCUGAGACCUGCCUGCCCCUUGCCCCUGGGAGAGGGGCUGGCACCUAGGGAGCUGCACAAAUGAAGCAGGUGCCAAAGCCGUGGGUGAAAAAGGCCAGGGCCUGAGGCAGCUGAACUGUCCCCCUCCCGAGGCAGGGAAGGGAGGCCUCCUGGGAGGAGGGUACUCAGGGUGCAAACUGGGACUAGUCCCCAGACAGGAUGAGAGGGCCGCUGGGCUCCUCCAGAAAGCUAGUGCCAUCAGUCUAGGGGAGGGUGGCCCACAGGGUUCCUGAAAGGCUCCUACACACUGUUUGUCCUGGGUCAGAGUGGGUCAUGGGGCCUCUUGUGCUCCAGAAGGUCUGGCUCCUGUGAGCCUCUGGGGUGCUGUAGGAUUCUCCUCGGCUGGGUAGUUGCUUUCUCUCCUGAUGCUGGGCCUGCCUGUGCCCCACAGCAAGCUUGCCACCUUUCCCCAGGGUGCAGGAAACUAGACCUAUCCUUCAAGGCCAUAAACAUCUAGGUCAGCCAGCAGUGUGGGGAGCAGUCCUGGCCUCUUGUGGUGGCGACAUUCAGGGUGUCGCAGCAGGAGGUGGUCUGUCUACACUGUUGGCCCUACCUCCCCCAUCAAGCCCCUGAUAUAAGAGGCUCCUAGCUCUCAGCCACCCCCUUGGGACACUCUCAGCUCCUUGCUCAAGUCUGUUUCUAUUCUGACUCAUUUUCUAGGGGCAGUCAGGGAUAGGGGGCUGGGUAAGGAGGGCGGGGGCUUUUGGAACAGCAGGCCCGGCUGUAUUAUGUAUCUAUUUUUCAAGGUCUGUUUUUUAACUGAAAAGCUACUGGCUUGAUUUCUAGCCCCGUUCUGUGGGGCACCGGGUGAUUUCAGUCACUUGUAACCUGGCUGCCUCAAGGGCCUUGGGCACCUGCUCUGACUGUAUGGUUCACUCUGGCCGGUGGGGAGGGGGUGGGAAGGGCUGCUGCGCAGGUGGGUGCCCCGUGUGGGUUCCUAGAGGACGGAGCCCGAGUGCCGGCCAUCCUGGGGUCUCCAGCACUAGCGUCUGACCGCGACAACCAGGUUUUGUUUGCGCUCUCCUGUCACAAAUGCUGCACUAUUGGUUCUUAAUUUUUUUAAAUCUCCAGAUUCUAAUUUAUGCCUAUGCAAAAAAUAAAUUAUGCCCAGGGUUAA
Messenger RNA from Sus scrofa (pig), 4862 nucleotides. It is a transcript of the gene SUN2, whose product is annotated as Sad1 and UNC84 domain containing 2. The record is from RefSeq and is a predicted model, not a curated record. NCBI's taxonomy places the organism in Eukaryota, Metazoa, Chordata, Mammalia, Artiodactyla, Suidae. Gene Ontology annotation, cellular component: nuclear envelope; meiotic nuclear membrane microtubule tethering complex. Gene Ontology annotation, molecular function: protein-membrane adaptor activity.